Messenger RNA from Nannizzia gypsea CBS 118893, 1356 nucleotides. RefSeq lists its product as hypothetical. The coding region runs from base 1 to 1356 and encodes 451 amino acids. Lineage: Eukaryota; Fungi; Ascomycota; Eurotiomycetes; Onygenales; Arthrodermataceae. The transcript has 3 exons. Gene Ontology annotation, molecular function: oxidoreductase activity, acting on paired donors, with incorporation or reduction of molecular oxygen; iron ion binding; monooxygenase activity. The record is from RefSeq and is a predicted model, not a curated record.
AUGGUUUUACUUGGGCUUGGUCUGUCUGCUGCCUUGACCUUUUUCCUAGUCUCCUAUCUCCCCAAGUACUCCAUCGCUGGGUCGUUUGCAUGGACGUUGCCAGCUCUCUUUACAUGUUACCUUCUACUCCGAGCCCUGUAUUUUGUCAUUUUAUACCCUAUCUUCUUCACACCAUAUAGACAUUUGCCCGUCCCACCAGGAAGAAGUGUUUGGAAUGGACAUUUCAAAAUCCUGCAGGCAUCUUCCCAAGGCACGCCAAGUGCAAAAUGGACCAGAGAAGUUCCCAAUGAUGGGCUCAUUCGGUAUUAUUUCAUGUUAAACCGAGAGCGGCUGCUGGUCACAUCAACAAAGGCCUUGGCAGAUGUGCUCGUUAACCGGGCUUAUGACUUUGAAAAGACCCGGGCACUGGUUGCAUCUAUAAGCUGGGUUACCGGCACUGGAGUCAUCCUUGCCGAGGGGGAUGUACACAGGCUUCAAAGAAAGCACUUGAACCCUGCCUUCUCAUUCCGCCAUAUCAAAGAGCUCUACCCUAUUUUCUGGCAGAAAUCGGUAGAGAUGACCGAAAGGAUUGCACAAGACAUUGCCGCUCUCCCUACGAAUGAAAAGAUUGUUUGCUUCGCUGACUAUACCGGAAGAGCAACCUUGGAGAUAAUUGGCCUAGCCGGCAUGGGUUAUGAUCUUGAUUCGGUGAAUGAGCUUCGGGAGGAGUACCGAAAGAUGUUCAGUACCCCAGGCCGCUUCACUGGAAUUAUUCGGAAUAUCGUCUUUUUGACUUGGCCAGACUUGUUUUUCUAUUUGCCACUUCCGUAUGUAAAGGCAAUCACUGCUGCGUCACAAAAGACCCGCACAAUCUCUCGUCAACUUGUCCAGCGGAAGCGACACGAGCUCUCCUCUAAGAAGAUUGAUGAUUCAAGUGGUGAUAUUAUAUCCGUUGCCCUUGAAAGUGGCAACUUCACGGAAGAAGGCCUAGUAGACCAGAUCAUGACCUUCCUGGCUGCUGGCCACGAAACAACCUCAGUAUCUCUACAGUAUGGCACACGCAUACUAUGCACCCACCCAGAAGUGCAAAGUCGACUGCGUGAAGAAGUCAGGGCUAAGAUCCCGUCCACAGGGCAAAAUAGGGAUGCAAAUGGGUUACCACAUAUAUCCUCCUCCCUACUUGACACGUUACCAUACCUCAACGCAUUUUGCAAUGAGCUCUUCCGCUUCUAUCCACCGGUCACUGUCACGUCUCGUCAGGCAAUUCGUGAUACCGUCAUAGCCGGCCAACCUAUUAAGAAAGGGACAACAUCGCCAUUGCACCCCGAGCAACCAACCGAAACCCGGAGUUCUGGGACCAGAUGCCGAUGUCUUUAA